AUGGAGUAUUUUAAUGAAGAACCUCCUUACCAAGCUGAUGAAGACCAAUGGAGUCAAAUAGAAGAGAGCUUUGCCUUUUUCGAUGAGGAGGUUGACUAUGAAUUUCCACCGUGGCCAGAAGAUUGUUAUCCGAGCUUUGAUUAUGAGGAAGAGACAGACGUUGACGGUUAUAAUUCUGAACCACUAGACGUUUCUCAAGAUAACGCAAGUCACACGAGUUGGUCAAGAGAAAUAGAAACUAACCAAGGAAGCGACAUAGGAGAAACCGAUGAAGGAGACCCAUGGAUUGAAGAAUCUGAUUUUCAAUUUAGUCCAGAAGAAGUAUACGAGCGUGAAGAAGAUGAGAAUUCAGAAGUGUGCCAUGAAGAAGAGCGGAAUUCUGAGGAAGACAAAGAAGUCCAUGAAACUGAAUCAUGGCAUGAAGAAGUCAUAGAAGAAUCAUGA
Molecule: messenger RNA, 444 nt
Organism: Arabis nemorensis
Lineage: Eukaryota; Viridiplantae; Streptophyta; Magnoliopsida; Brassicales; Brassicaceae
Source: the annotation of a GenBank genome assembly